Lytechinus variegatus (green sea urchin) is the source of this 2482-nucleotide messenger RNA. Its product is annotated as transcription elongation factor, mitochondrial-like. Gene Ontology annotation, biological process: transcription elongation by mitochondrial RNA polymerase; mitochondrial transcription. The record is from RefSeq and is a predicted model, not a curated record. Gene Ontology annotation, cellular component: mitochondrial nucleoid. Gene Ontology annotation, molecular function: DNA polymerase processivity factor activity. The coding region runs from base 94 to 1176 and encodes 360 amino acids. The transcript has 5 exons. Lineage: Eukaryota; Metazoa; Echinodermata; Echinoidea; Temnopleuroida; Toxopneustidae.
ACGCGUAUUGCUAGGCAAAAGACAAAUCAGGAAGCGAAAAACGGGCCCAAACAUCCUAUCGUCAAACAGACCGCAGACAGUUUAAAACCCGAGAUGAGUUGUAUAGCAACACGUUUAAAUCUUCGACUGAUGUUUCGAAUGGUAUCGCACUCAUACCCCAAACCAGCAAGCACAUGCUCUCUAUGCAGUGGUACUGGUAUAACUGUUUCCAGUAGCGUCCCCGUACUUCCUGCAGAAGACAGCAAAGGGGAUGAGUCAAAGAAAGAUGUCGGCUAUCUUGAUACAACUCAGACACUAGUAGACCAGGAUGCAAAUCUUAUCAAUUUGUUAAACAACUUGCCUGAAUCUGACCUGAAGAUGCUGAAGUACAUCAACUCUCGAAUGGCUACCAACAUCAUUGCUCAUAGAGAAGCGAAAGGACAGUUCAGAAAACUUGAAGAGCUGUUGUCAAUUCCAGGAGUUGGGAGAAGAACCCUUGAGAAACUUCAAUCAAAUUUUGCCAAUGGAAACCUGGAGAAGACUAGCACAAGAAUAGAUCCUCAGAGUGCAUCCCUUGCAGUUCUAUCAAAUGAAAGGUUAUUGGGAUUGAAGGACAUUGUAGCCGUAGAUGUUGGUCUGAAACACAUAGCAUGGCUGCACAUGGAUAAAGACAGAUGGGUUCAUAGCUGGCAAUGCAAGAUGAUCGAAGGCGUUUCUCCUGGAAAAUGGGAUCCAGUCAAUUACCUCACUCUUAUAUCAGAUACUGUGGAAGAGAUGCCUAGACCAGAUCUAUAUAUCCUUGAGCACAAGUCCUUCACUUCUCUCAACAAGGGCACCUUCCAGACGAUGCUCUUCGUUCGUUGCCUCGAGUCCAUGCUCUAUACCUACUUGAACUCUGACCUCAUCGAAUCUGGCCAGGUCAAGGCCAUAUCAUUACCACAGAACGUUGUUGGAAGGCAUUUCAAUCUGCUGGUAGGGACCCAACGCAAGAGUGGGCAGGCCCUUGCAGGGGCGCUGCUGGAGGAAGGCUUUGGAAGGAGAAAUGCUUGGUACCCAGUUCGGAUUGGAUAUGAGAACCUGGCAGUGUUUAGAGAUGUUAAUAGAUACAAGAGGGAACAUUUAGCGAACUGUCUUCUACUGGCCACAGCUUUCUAUGACAUCCAUGUUGAUAAGAAGCCUGGUUUUAAAAUGAAAUGAUGGGGUUUGAAAUGACCUUCAUACUAUCUUCUCCCUUUUCUGGUAAACCACAGUCCACCGACUGGUAUAUUAUCAUACUAUAGAUCAUAUAGAAUAUUUCAUACCUUGAAUUGUCACUUUUCAACUUGGGGCUGUUUCAUUAAUGUUAUUUUGAAAGUUAUGCAUGACUGAGUUCUCUCAAAUUUUCCAGUGAUUCAACAAACUCGAAAUGGAUUUCCUAUAACCCUCAUUGAAUUUUGACAAAUGUUUUCAAUGUGGUUGAGAAUGUGCUUUGGUCAUUUGUGAAGUGUAUCAACAAAUUUAUGAAACACCCCAGCUAUUAUAUCCCAUAUUACUCCACAUAACUAAAUCCAGCCCAUAUGAUUGGUCAUCUCUAAAUUAUGUAAUGAGGUGCAAUUUGACCCAUUACUCUGUCUCAAUGUUUUUGUUGUAACCACUUUAAAAUAAGGUUCUAUUUUUUGCCAAUCUCUUCAUUCUAAAGCUUUGUUCACUUGUUUCAAUUUACAUAACAUUAUAGCACUAAUCAGUAUAUUCUCUUUUAUUUUGAUGGACAUACCCAUCCUUGACAACCUAAUUUCUUGAGUGCAAGUAUUUAUAGGUGCAGGAUAUGACAAUACAUUAUUUCGUAGUCUUUUAAUUCAUAUAUUUUUAGGGGGAUUUUUGAGAACCUUCUCAAAGUUAAUCGAUCCCUUUAAGAAAAAAGAAAAAAAAAGACAUCAGUGACAUAUUCGUCAAAUAUAAAUGGAGUAAUAAUUUUGUGACUUUCUGAUUCUGUGAUGUCACAGGAGAUCAGAGCUGCUAUCCCAUUCAAUGUGGGUCAAUAUUCCAUAUUUUUUUAUGGUUUUAUGAUGGAUGAAUAGAUUUCCAUAGAAGCAAUGUUUGAAAUAAUUUUAUGAGCAUGUUAAUUACCCAGGUAAAAAUCAUCCAUUUCUUUUUAAAAAAUAUUUGAUAGAAUAUACUGCUCAUGUACAUGCCACACAGGAGAUCAGCUUGUGUGUGACAUUACAGAAAUGAAAAAAAAACACUACUCUGGUAUCUCAGAUUCUUUUUGGUCAAAUUUUAUUACAUUUCUCUGGUUUUUUGUUUCAGUUAAAAAUCAGGGUGGAUUCAAGAUGCAAUGAAAUUUAGAUAAAUUUAAUAAUUUAGUCAAUAUUCUUUUAUUUAUGUAAGGAGUUUUUAGGAAAUUAAUAGGUCUGCAUCAUAAUGAAUUUUUGAAUAAGAUAUACUGUUAUCUAUUGAUAUCAUUAAAUGGAAAGAUCAUGGAAAGGUUUUCAACAAGCUAUCAAUUAUACAACUUGGGAACUGA